ACCUUAUGUUUUUAUUUUGUGUUCUGUGUGUUUUCAGGGACAUGUGUUUUUAGGGUUAUGUUUACAUUGAGGGAGUGAAAUAUUCUGAAUCUUUUUAGAUAUACGAUUCUGAAAAAUGGCAAAAGACAAUAGCGUAGUCCAUAGACCGGGUCCCUUCAAACAGCCCAAUAAGAGUCACAAACACGGGAGACACCGUUCCAAAGGCUCCAUAUCCAUAGAAAAUAAAGGAAAAGUUUCGGUCAAGACGCUCUCUAAAAAAAUUAAGCAGGAGUUGAAUAGGGAACAGAGGAGACACAGAGAAUCUCAAAUCCGACAAAACAAAAGGGAUGAAGUAUUGGCAAAAAAAAGAUCUCUAGGGGGCCUAGAGUGUGCUCCAUUUCUGAUAUGUGUUUUACCGUUGAACAAAACCUUGGACCCGACCAGUGCGAUAGAAAUACUUUCCCAAUGUGAUGAAGAAGCUGUGGUUUCUCAUGCAAAGGAAGGAGUCACACAUAUCGGUAUACCAAGGUUCAAACAGAGAUAUGAGUUCGUAACACCAGCUGUCGAUUAUGAUUUCGGUAUUUUGGAUACUCUGAAAGUUGCUGAUACUGUUCUACUCCUGAUAUCAGCUGCAGUUGGCCAAGAAGAAAAUGAAUCCUUGAUCGACUCAUGGGGAAUAAACAUUUUAACUUCUAUUUUAGCACAAGGGUUACCUACACCGGUAGUAGUUGUUACUGAUUUAGAAAGUAUUGCACCUAAAAAGAGGAAUCAAAACAAACAGUUUAUCCAAAAGAUGAUUAAUAAAUGGUUACCGGAUGAAAAAGUUAUGGUGCUAGACAAAAACGUGGAUGGUAUAAACCUUUUGAGAAGAAUUGGUAGUCAAAAAAGGAAGCCAGUGCUGUACAGAGAUCGAAGACCACAUGUGUUUGGUGAAGAGGUGGAAUAUGUUCCAAAUGAACAAGGAACUUUUGGUACUUUAAAAAUCACAGGAUAUCUAAGAGGAGCAGCUCUUUCCGUCAACCAAUUGGUGCACAUUCCUGGUUUGGGUGAUUUCCAGAUGUCACAAAUUGAUGCUCCUUUUGAUAAUCACAAAUUCGACAAAAAAAAUUUCAUGGAAUCAGGUAAACAGUCUGUCACUAGAAUUCUGGAAAUUAGUGAUCCAAGUCAACAAGAAUCUCUUGAUUCCGAAAAUAUUCCCGAUCCUAUGGAUGCUGAACAGACAUUUCCCACAAAUGAAGAAUUGGAGGAAGCCGAAAGGAAUCAGCAAUCGCAGUUGAGGAAGGUCAAGAAGGUGCCAAAAGGCUGGUCUGACUAUCAAGCAGCUUGGAUCCCUGAUGAUGAUGCAGAGUUUCAGGAAGAUCAGUUAGAAAAUGAUGAAGAUCAGUCUGCAGAUGAGGUCAUGGACGCAAUGUCCGAAGACAGGUCAGACAAUUUGGACGAAGAAAAAGACGUUGACCUGGAAACUGUUACUGACUCGGAGGUGGCAGUUAAUGACGAAAAAUAUGACAAUGAAAUGGAUAUUUACGCGGAAAAAGAGGCACUUCUAAAACUGAAAGCUGCGAAAAGUGAUCAGCAGUUUCCAGACGAAGUAGAUACCCCAACAGAUCAAUUGGCAAGGGUUCGAUUCCAGAAGUACAGAGGGUUGGAAAGUUUCAGAUCAUCUCCAUGGGAUCCAAAAGAAAAUUUGCCAAGUGAUUACGCUAGAAUUUUCCAGUUUGAAAACUUUGACAGGACGAGAAAACGUGUAAUGGCUCAACAAGAAGAUAAAGAUGGUGUCUUGCCCGGUUGGUAUCUGACAAUACAUGUCAAAGACGUUUCCCAACUCACUUGGUCCUCGUUUCGAGAGAUUAAAUCCCCUGUUGUGUUAAUUGGGAUGUUUCCACACGAGCACAAGAUGUCUGUUUUGAAUACUGUUUUGAAGAGAACUCCGUGCAGUGAUUUGCCAAUCAAAUCUAAAGAAAGGUUAAUCUUUCAGUGCGGGUAUAGGCGUUUUGUUGUCAAUCCUAUAUUCAGCAGUCAUACAAAUGGUCAAAAACAUAAGUUCGAAAGGUUUUUUCAACCCCAGUCAACUGUGGUGGCAACGUUCUAUGCCCCAAUACAAUUUCCACCGGCACCAGUUUUGUGCUAUAAAGAAAUAAACAACAAGCUUGUUCUGGUAGCUACUGGAAGUCUCCUGUCAUGUAACCCAGAUAGGCUGGUCAUCAAACGAUUAGUAUUAUCAGGACAUCCAUUGAAAAUUCAUAAAAGGUCUGCUGUCAUAAGGUUUAUGUUUUUCAAUCGUGAGGAUAUUGUAUAUUUCAAACCUUGUACACUCAGGACAAAAAUGGGAAGGGUUGGACAUAUCAAGGAACCCUUAGGUACACAUGGACACAUGAAAUGUCAAUUCAAUGGACAGUUGAAUUCACAAGAUACUGUACUACUAAGUCUAUACAAGAGAGUCUAUCCCAAAUGGACUUAUGAAAAUCUUUCAGUAUCUGUCGACAGUGAAAAGAUGGAUACUUAAAUACGUCUUUGUAUGUUAUGCAUAAUGUACAGUGUUUUUUGUUAUAAGUAUAUUUUAAAAUAUAUUUUUCGUGACUGAA
This is a messenger RNA of Leptinotarsa decemlineata (Colorado potato beetle), 2561 nucleotides long. RefSeq names its product Tsr1 ribosome assembly factor (gene Tsr1). NCBI's taxonomy places the organism in Eukaryota, Metazoa, Arthropoda, Insecta, Coleoptera, Chrysomelidae. Gene Ontology annotation, cellular component: preribosome, small subunit precursor; nucleus. Gene Ontology annotation, molecular function: GTPase activity; U3 snoRNA binding; GTP binding. Gene Ontology annotation, biological process: ribosome biogenesis; endonucleolytic cleavage of tricistronic rRNA transcript (SSU-rRNA, 5.8S rRNA, LSU-rRNA); maturation of SSU-rRNA from tricistronic rRNA transcript (SSU-rRNA, 5.8S rRNA, LSU-rRNA). The record is from RefSeq and is a predicted model, not a curated record.